UCCUUUCAUAAACGGGGAGAUAUCUUUUCUUGCAUUUGUUUAAUCUUGAUUGAAACCAAUGAGUACUUAUUCCUCUUUGUGUUUUUGAAUAAGUUUGUUGUCAUGCUACGAACUGUUAUAAUUAUCAUUUAGUACUUGAGUUGUUCUCAGAUUAAGAAGAUUUCCUUGACUGACAUUUUUUUACCGAGGCAAUUAGACCUCCAAUAUGAUACGAUUUGAUGACAAGGUCGCAGUAGUUACAGGAGCUGGAGCAGGAUUGGGAAGAGCUUAUGCUUUAUUACUUGCUGAGAGAGGUGCAAAAGUAGUAGUCAAUGAUCUUGGUGGGAGCACUCGUGGAGAUGGAAGUAGUACUAAUGCUGCGGACACUGUUGUUGAAGAAAUAAAAAAAAAAGGUGGAAUUGCUGCAGCUGAUUAUAAUUCAGUCGUGGAUGGUGAUAAAAUAAUUAAGACCGCACUGGAAAACUUUGGUAAAGUGGAUAUAGUCAUUAAUAAUGCAGGUAUACUGCGUGACAAAACAUUUUCUAGAAUCAGCGAUAGUGAUUGGGAUCUUGUACACAAUGUGCAUGUGAGAGGAGCUUUUAAAGUUACUCAAGCAGCUUGGGAAAACUUUCGAAAGCAGAAAUAUGGCCGAGUUGUAUUUACUGCAUCUAAUGCUGGCUUAUUGGGCAACUUUGGUCAAGCUAAUUAUAGUGCUGCUAAAAUGGCACUUGUUGGCCUUUGUAAUACUCUUGCAAUUGAAGGAGCAAAAUAUAAUAUUCAUAGUAACGUCAUUGUUCCUACAGCAGCAUCCAGGUUGACAGAAAAUAUACUUCCUCCUGAUUUCUUUGAGCAGUUAAAGCCUGAACUUAUAGCUCCUGUUGUUACAUGGCUAUGUCAUGAAGAUUGUGAGGAAAAUGGUUCAAUAAUCGAAUCUGCUGCUGGUUGGGCUAGUAAACAAAUAAUUGUGAGAGGAAAAGGUAGUGUUUUGAGGCGUAGUCUGGCCGAUCCUGUCUCCAUUGAAGAUGUGAGAGAAAAAUGGGAUAAAGUUGUUAAUGUUGAAAAAAUUGAUUAUUUGGGUUCAAUACAGGAAGAGACUGCAAAUUUGACAAAAUAUUUUUCUGAGAUGGACGGUUCAUUGGAUGAAGCAGAUGAAGAAAAUGAUUUCUCAGAUAAGUACUCUGCAACAUUCAAAGAAUGCAUCACAUUUGCUUUAGGAAUUGGAGCCAGUGUUAAGAAUCCUGGAGAUUUAAAAUAUCUCUAUGAAGGUCAUGAAAAUUUCACAGCAUUACCAACGCAGUUGAUCAUGCCUGCUCUGAUGGCAACAAUGACUUCAUCAAAAAUUUUAAAUGCAAUACCUAAUAAAAGUUAUGAUCUGUCUCAGAUUCUACAUGGUGAACAAUACCUUGAAGUAUAUAAGCCAUUGCCUUUAAAUGAAGAGCUUAGGAGUACAAUUGAUAUUAUAGAAGUAUUAGAUAAAGGAAAAAAUGCUGUAAUUAUUUCUGGUUCAAAAACAUAUGAUAAGAAUGAUGAGCUGGUUAGCUACAAUGAAAUAGCUUCAAUUGUUGUGAAUGGUGGUGGUUUUGGUGGUCCUAAAAACGCAACAAAAACUAAAUUGACUGAAGAACACCCUAAGCGAAGUCCUGAUGCGACUAUGGUAGAGGGUACUAGUGCUUCCCAGGCAGCUUUGUAUCGAUUAUCGGGAGACUUGAACCCCUUACAUAUUGAUCCUAAUUUUGCUUUACUUGGGGGUUUUAAGGAACCUAUUUUGCAUGGGCUAGCUUCAUUAGGAUUUGCAGUUCGUCAUGUUUUAUUGAGAUAUGCAGACAAUGAUCCUUCAUUGUUCAAAGCUGUGAAGGUCCGUUUUGUAAAACCUGUUUUGCCUGGUGACUCUUUAAAGACCAGUAUGUGGCGCCAAGGAAAUAGAAUUUAUUUUCAGACUGAAGCCGUUAAAGCCAAAAAUAUUGUCAUUUCAGGUGCCUAUGUUGACUUACACAAUGUAAUUGAUAAGAAAUUAUCUCCUCCUCCUUCUGGAGGGCACACGCUUUUUAACAGUCCUGGAUUUGUUGAUGCUAUUCAAGAAAAAUUGUAUUUAACACAAAAUUUAAGGGACAUUAGUUAUAAUUGCCUCUUAGAAGUCGAUGAUUGUGGCAGAAAAAAUUCGUGGAUUAUUCAUAAUGGUCAUAUUAGUAAGAUCUUUCCUUCUGAUUGUAAAGAUUAUGAUGUUGUUUUGAAGAUCAAUGACAGCGAUUUAACAAGCAUGUUGAGUGGUAAACUCAGCUAUAGGGAUGCUGAAAGAUGUGGGGCAGUUAAUGUUGAAGGAGAUGAACACUUGGCAGCAAUGAUAUUACAGUUGGUAACUCCCAAAACUAAGUUAUAGGUUUUAGAAGACUUAAUAACUAUAUGAAAAAUGUGAUCCAAUUUUGUAUAUUAAUGAGCCCUCCAUUGCUGUAUUUACACUGGAAAUCAGCUUGGGAUUAAUAUCUGUAAUAAUAGAUAAUUAGUGUUGAUAAGGUCAGUAAUAUUGUUCCAGGAACUUUUAAAAAUCUGAGA
Molecule: messenger RNA, 2529 nt
Organism: Nezara viridula (southern green stink bug)
Lineage: Eukaryota; Metazoa; Arthropoda; Insecta; Hemiptera; Pentatomidae
Source: the annotation of a GenBank genome assembly